UCUCAGAUCACAUUGUUGUGCGCACUUCAUCUAGUGGAAGUGUGCAUUAAAGUCAACUUUUUCGACUUUGAAGAAGGAAAUCAUUCCAGGAUUUUGGAUUCAGAGCCGUUGGCGAUCCAAUCAGCUGAAAACUGCGAUCACAGCUGUUUAGAAAAUAAUUGAUCGCAAAGCUACUGUUUGAUGAUAAAAUAAUUUAUUUUCAAAUAUGAAACGAGAGGACCAAGAGUUGUUAGAGCGAGCUGAGGAGAAAGAGAAUAACGAAGAAAAACCUGAAAAUGAAAUACAUAAACAAGACGAUUUCUUCGAAGAUGAAUUUGACAGAGAGUUCUGGGUGAAGGUAAUGUGAGCCGCUGUUUGUCCAAAAACAUUUUUCGCCAGGUGAUUUAGCAUUUACCCAGUCAAAUUUUUUUAUGGGACAAGGAGAGAUCUCGUUCUAAAGAAAAGUAAUGGACUAUAAGAGAGAUUGAAAAACACACUGUUUUUUUCCUAAAAUUUACCUCUGCCUUCACGAUCGAUCCGACUAUAUUAUUUUCAUAUCUUUAUUUACAAACGGUAUUUAACUUGGACAUUGUUUGAUGCAAGGUAUUCUUCAAAUGUAAGUCUCUUUCUUCUUGACAGUGGUGUUUGUUAGUAAUCUACCAGACCAAAAAAAAUCUGUUUCUGUGGGAUUCUAUCAAAAAUUUUUGAUUUUGUUAUGCUUGAGUUCCUCUGAAACAAACUGUUGGCUGAAAUAUAAUGUGUUUUCUCUACCAGUUGGGGGAAGGAGAAAAGGGCUUCCUCUCAGGGUAUUUUCCUCAUAAAUCUCAAGAGGAAGAUGAUUUUGGAAUACAACUGGCCUCAGACCUCUCCACUAAAAAUCUAAACCACUUUUUAACCCAAAGAUAUUGUGCAAUCAAUUUCAUAUUUAGGUUCGUCAGAAGCAGAGUGAAGGACUGUCUUGGAGCAGUGCUAUGAAUGAAGUUCGAGUUCAAAGACUAAUCCAGAAAUACAAAGAUAAUGGGGAACUGGACAGUGAGGAUCCUGCACUUGUGAUGUUAAAAACUUGGCCAACAUCCAAAAGAUACAAAGACAAUCCUGAUAAACUACUAGGCCUUGAGCAGCUGGUAUGUAGGUUAUGCAAACUUUUGAAUUUUUUUGUUUGUAAAAUUCAGAUUUACCAAUUAGAGACAUGUAGAACACAACACACUUGGAGGGUUCACUAGGCAGUGUUCUCUAGAGAUUUAUUAGCAAUAAUAAUCAUGUAUUUUAGAUCAAUACAGAUGUUUUACUCUUUUGUCUAAUCUACAUGUAAGAAGCUGGUGCUUUAGAAGAGAGUAGCUAGCAAAAUGCAGGCUGCUGAUGCUUCUGGAGAAUACUGAUUAGGUCUCAGAGAUCUGAUGACGCUUCAGGUAUUACUGGUAUACUGAAUUUUCUGAGCCAUUUUCUCUUUGGACAUGGUGUAGUAUAGUUAUGUCAUACUUGUAUAUUGUUCUGUUCCAAUUCAGCUCCCACACCUCUAAAAUAUAAUUGACUUUCGAUAUUAUCAAUAUUAAUAUUAUCAUUGACCUGUGCUUUGCAGAUUAGUAAGUUUUUGGUGAUUCUAUUGGAAAGUGAAUUGAACUCAGGCAACAGAUAUGAAACAUUCAGAGAUGCAGAUGACAAAACAGGAAAGACAUUGCUACAUUAUGCUGCACAACUUGGCUUUUUACAUGUCACCAAAACACUUGUGAAGAAAUGUCCAGGACUGCUUGCUUUGAAAACAAAAGCUCAGCUUAAGCCCGAGAAGAAAAGAGGCAUGUUACCAAUUGAAUUGGCAUUAAUAGCAGAGAAUGAUGAAGUGGCAGCAUAUAUGAUUAGAAUGAUGUGGCAUGAAAGGUAUACAUGUAUGUAAAUUUAUCAUUGCAAUCAUUCAUGGUGACUUAGAAACAUUUUGGAAACAGUUAGAUGGAAAGGAAAAGGGAAACAUUUUGCUAAAAGACUGGACAAAGUAGGAAACUAGGGCUGAACUUCUAAAAGAAAACAAAUGAGAAUUUUUAUAUAAUUAGGAAAGAGAGGUUUUGAAUUAAAAUUCUUCAUUCAGAAAGCAGCGCUGUCAAUUAGGUGUCUACAAUUUGCAUGUAUUCAUUAAAAAUUUGAAAUGAAUGUUGCUCCUGAUUAUUAAUCCUUAUUAUUCAGAGUCACUUGCCAUCUAAUUUUUCCUCACAAUAUCACCCCUGAAUCACACAUCAAGUCACAAUUAGGAAUGAUCACCAACUAAUGAAGCUCUUGAUCAAUGAACAAAUUCUCCUUGUCAGCACCUAAGGAAAUAUAUAGAUGUCAGUGUGAAGAAUAUACAUAUAUGUGAUUUAUCAAAGGUUUUCCAAUAUUUUUCAGUAGAUGUCAGCCAUUAACUUAAAUGUCAAUUGCUUUGCUUUCAUUAGAGUACAGAGCUUAUUUUCAUGGAGACCAGGAGACAUGACCAAUCCACAGCCAUCUUUCUUCAGUUUCAAGACAAUUGUCAAGAAUCCCAAAAUGAAGGUGAGAUUUCAUAAAUUUCAAGUGUACUUAAAGGGAAAUUUUUCCCAAAAUUCAUUAAAUGUUGUCAUGCUUGUAACCAUUGGAACACAUUUGUCAAUUUUCUGAAUAUAAACUAAAAUACAUGUAAGUAGGUUUUUCUCAUUAAGUUUUUGUUACUUGAGAGUUACAGGACCCCUUGAAUGUCAAGUGGCAUUUCACUAAUAAUCUCAACCCCAUCAGCCAGAGGAUUUUUCAGUCUUAGGACCACACACUUGAUACCAUCAAUAUCUGUUUCAGAUGUUUUGGUAAAGCUGUUACUCAUUUUUCUAUGCCAUUGGGUACAAUGUAAUAAUUUCAUGAAACACAUAAACCUACAUGCACAUGUCUGUAGUGCAUGGCCUAGCCAGGGACAACAAGUUAUCUAUAGCUCAUUUUGUAGAGCAUAGGCAAGAAAUCUGCUCCUGCUGCCAUUUACAUCUUCACAGGGACUUGGGUUUUCCUUUUCCCAUGUCCAUGAAGAAGGCUUUGCAUUUUGCUCUCUGUAACUCUGUUUUUUCAUUCUUUUCCUUAAUUUUCUUUUUGUUUGUUUGUUUGUAGAAAACUGUAGUGGCUGUACUUGACCAGAUGGUAAACCCUCACUGGCCACACCUCCCAAAGCGCAAGGACGAGUAUGAUAAUGAUGAUGAGGAAGAAGGAAUUGAAGGGGCCUGGACCACCAUCCCUGAUGACCCACUGGACUAUCACUUUUAUUAUCAUAUUUUGGAUGGUGACGAGGGAGGACGACCUCCAAAAAUUGUGUCAUCUGAAGGACAUAAGCAGACAGACAAUGAAUAUUUUAAUCAGAGGGACAAGUCAUGUUUGCAUUUGAUUGCUAAGAGUAACAAUAAGGUGAUCAUCAAAAACAUGAAUUUUAUCUCUUUUUGUUGUUAUUUGUUUAAUGAUUGAUGUCAAACAUUUAAUGGUAAUUAGAAAAGAUGAUCUAAUUUUGUUAUGCACUUAAAAAGUGAAGUGUAACCAGAGAUAGGCAGAGUGGAUUCAUUUCCCAAACAGAAUUGACACUGCAAUCUUCUGAAUCAUACUUUUAGGAGGCUCUGCAACAUCCUGUUGUCAGAAUGCUGAUAAAGACAAAAUGGAACCGUUUUGGACAUUGGUUUCUCAGGUGAAUAUACCACUCUUCUAGGAGAAUUUCUAAAGAAAUAGAUACACAUUAGGCACCCUCACAGUGCUUCUCUCCACUCAGGAGUACAAAAGGGUGAUUUCUAACUGCAAGGGAAAUGCAGGAAAUGCUGGAGUCAAUCUCUAAUAAAAACCCGAUGGAGUUCACAGGGUAACCUACAUUAGAACAUCAUGUCAUCCAGGAGGGGCAGGUCCACAGAGAUGGUAGUAAGCUCUGCCAGUCAUGCAAAUCAGUCAUUUUUACGGAUUCCCUUCUACCUUUCAAACUUUUAGACAUGGCCUCAAGCAGUUGUAAAUUUAAAGUAGCUAAGACAUGUUACCAAGACAAGAGAUAAUUGUUCACCUUGUGCUUUAACAUAAUGUUUUCCUCCACUCCUCCCUUUGCAAUGUCAGUAACUAAGUAGUACCAUGUAGAAAACUUCUGGCCAUCUGAUGAGGUCGGUAAUUACAAUUUUUGCUCAAGGUGUCUUAACAUUUUUGCAACUGGUUGUUGCUUCUUGAAUUGCCAACCAUGUGUUCAUCUCAAAAGAAUGCAAAAUACUGAAAUAAUCUUAUGUUCAUUUUUAGUCUUCAUGCAGCAUUGUAUGUGAUCUUCUUGCUGUUCUUGUCCUAUUCCUUGAUUUAUGGCUCUACCAAGCUGGACCCCACCCAAUACAAGGGUGCUGCUGAUUCACUAAGAGGAAUUUGUGAGGUUUUUACCCUUUUCAUGGUUGUCUUCUACAUCUGUGAAGAAAUCAAUCAAAUGAGAAAGUGAGUUACUUGUUUAUAAUACUUUUUUGUAACAAUGGGAUGAAUGUUCCUGUCUGAAAGCAUGUUUAUGAUGUACAGAAAUUAUGGGGUGUGAGCUAUGGAUUUUUUUUUAACAAUAAUUUUAAUUGCAAAACACAAUAAUUGUGUUUUGCAAUUCAAUAUUUACUGCAGGUCUCGUUACAUUAAUCUACUAACAGAAAAACACUUACGUUACUUACAAUAUGGGUUAUGCUGACAAUACAAUUACUGAAUACAUUGUUUGCAGAAAAUACAAUUUCUUGCAUUAUGGGCUACUUACACUACUAACAAUACAAUACUCUACUUAUCUAAUACGUCACUUGCUAAACAUACAGUUACGUUAUACGAAAUACUUACAUUACUUACAAUACAAUAUUCUAGUUACUAUAAAAUUCUAACGUGUCCUACACUAUGCUCAUUAUGAUAGAUAAGUUAUGAGAUAAGUGAUUUAUUUAUUUAUAAUCGCUUCGCUACUGAAAAAUUGAAUUACACGAUAGUUACAUUGGAUGAUAUCAAUGAUAAUUAAAAAGAGCUAUCUGUGGGUUUUAAAGCAAGUUUGUAUUAAAACACUUGUUUGUAUAUCUGUUUCGUUUGUAAAUAAAAUAUGUCGAUUAAAUGUAAAAUUCCGGCAAAAUAGUUUAGGCCUUAAGGGUAUGAAAAGUGAUAAAGCUGAAAUCUUUUGGUCUUGAACACGGCUUAAACUUCCGUUUGUUCUAAGGUUCAAAGUGAUUGUGUUACGAGCAGGAAGAAGGUCAUGGAGCAUGUUCUGUUCGCUAUGUUCCAGUGAGUAGUUUAAAACACCGCCAUUCUCUGAAACACUCUUUUAUUUUUUUUCUUUACAUUUUAACAGAGAGCGACACUCCUACUUUAAAGAAUGGAUGAAUCUGUUUGACUGGUUAGGCCUGGUGUUGAUCUUGUGUAUAAUACCUUUACGGUACACUGAUAACAAAGCACAGUGGAAAGUGGCUUCUUUGGCUUUCUUGUUCAACUUCCUUAGGAUCUUUAAGUUUUCUUGUGUAACAAGGUAAGUAAGCCUCUUUGUUUCUCAGAUUCUAUUCGAUUGAAGUCGAUUUAGAGCAAUUUUCAGUUGAGCGUUGAAAUUAAUCUGGAAAUGUUUUGGGUUACUCUUCUCUGUGAUUGGUCAAAAAAAAAAAAUUCGUACCACGUUCUCCGCCAAUCGAAUGCAAGAUUAAAACCAAGUGCUACUUGGUAACUGGCGCUUUCCCGCGUUUGAAGUUCAGCCACUAAUCGCGUCUCCGGUCUGAGUUCCUAUAAACGGAGCUCGCAGAGCGUAGCCCCAUAAUUAUACAAAACAGUAGGAACCCAUCAAGCCGAAAAAAUUUGGAGUGUACGACCGUACGACCGUACGACCGUACGACCGUACGACAAAGUGCUACUUUUAACAUACGUGGUCAACUGUACCGCGGGCACGCCAACACCACGGCUUUGUCCAGUAGUCCAAUGGUCAGUGCACUGGGCUCCGAGUCUGACGACCCGGGUUCGUUGUGCCCUUGAGACGUGCGGGAAAAAAAAUGCGAGCUCCGCUUUUAAGCUUAGCUAAAUCUAUAUAUUACGAUAUCUUUCUUCGUUCCGUUUGGCCGCUGUGAUGAAUGCGGUGUUGGUUUUACAACACUCAUUUGUAAUUCACUUCUGGUAGUAAAUUUGUCAAACUGCAGCUUUGAUUAAGCUCAAGUUUUAGAUCCAACUCAAUAUUUUUUUUUCCAGGACCACAGGGUUGUACACCAAGACUUUGGCUAAGAUUAUUCAGCGAGACGUGACGAGAUUUAUGGCAGUUUUUGUCGUGGUAUUUCUUUCCUUCUGUGGGGCAUUGUUUUUAUCUGUGCAGUCUUCCAAGCAAAAUCAACAAUUCAGGUGCGUGUUAAUUGUAUGCUUUCGUUUCCCUUAAAAAUGAAAAGAGUAGCUGAUUUUUUUCUUGCAUUUUACAGGGGUUUUGAAGACGUCUUGUUGAGCGGAUUUCGUGCACUUUCAGAACAGCAACCUAUUGCAGAAGAUUACUCGACUUUCAAGUAAGUUACACUGACUUUUAACUUCUCCUAACAAAAUAAACAAUGAAGACAAUUCAUCUCAAUAUUGUGACUCGUUUAUUGUGACAUGCGAAAUAACUUUCAACGCGGUGAAGAAAAUUAUAAACAAUACUUUGGUGGCACAGAAAACAUCAAAAUGGGAGAAAACUUGGAGGCCUAAGGAUGGAGACGAUUGAAACGGAUUGAAAAUGAGUGCAAAAUUUUGGCUCACGCUUUGGCUUAUUUAUGCCUUGAUUGUCAAAUAACUCUACUAUUCUUUACUGUUUUUUUCUUUGGCAGCUGGCUGUCGAUUCUGUUGAUGUUAUCGUACAUGGGAACAGUGAUUGUGAUUCUGCUCAACAUUCUCAUUGCCCAGAUGAGUACGACCUACACACAGGCCAAGAAAGUCGCUCGUCUGGAAUAUGAUGUGGAUCGUAUUUCCCUGCUCACACGCAUGGAGAGAUUUCCUUUUCUGGUAAGUAAGUGACAGCGCAUGGAGAUCGAGUUUUGAAAUAUUUUAAGCCAGGAAGAUUGUUCACCUUCCUGCUCUCGUGUUUUUUGAGUGCGAGAGUGCGCACGAGUGUGUAGAGUCUUAGUAAAAACAGGCUUAAGUUUUUUCUGUUACAUGCUUAAUGUACAUUAUGCAAAGGACGUCCCCUCCCGGAGACUGGGUUUGAGGCAACGAAACAGCGCUGCUGGUAUUUUAUCUCACAAUGACUUUUUCCUCUGCAGAAUCUGCGCGUAAAGUAUUACAAAGAGGGAGACUGGAUCAGUGAAAUGAAACUCGCCAAAGGUUUGGAGUAAAUUAAAACUGCUGUGAGCGACGUCUAAAUUGAAUCCGGAAAGUAAGACAGGUUUUUCUUAGUCGUUCUCUGUUGGCAACCAAAAAAAAAAAAAAAUGGACCAUCCUCUCCGACACAAACUACUGAAAACAUUUCAGCAAGUACUGACACAAUAAAUCCCCUUCCAAAGGACCAAGCGUCGCUUACUUUGGCUUGCUUUAGCUUGCUUUGUUCUUCGAAGUUCUGGAAUUUUGUUAAGCGAAUGUUUCGGUUUUUUCUAGAAUUGCUAGAAUUCACUGAAGAUCGUCAUCAUUGGGAGUCAGUGGAAGAGAAGCUUGAUGCGAUCAGGUAAAUGUUGUGAUUUUAUUUCCUGUCUUCGUUUCACUUAUUUGGCUACCCAAUCAUGCGCCCACAAACCUCCCAGACACCCAAACCACUAUUCAAACAGAUUUCUCAGAAUCUACCCACUCCCUCAUCUAGCCAGAAAGUCACUCACCUACCUCGACACCCACUAAAUCAACCAUCCGACCAUCCGCAGAGUGAAAGACCUGGCCAUCUACCUAGCCAACAUUUUUAUCUAUUCAGACACCUUCUUGUGCAGCCAGACACCCACUCACCCAACUGGACAGUUAUUCACUAACUCUUAGUCAUCCUCUUACCUACAUCAGACACCCACCCAUCUACCCAAACACAUACUCAUCCAUCCAGACACACAAUCAUGCACACUCAAACCCACACAUGCAUCUUUCUUGGUACUUGCUGACUCUUUCAUGAAAGCAACGGUCAUCCAUGUACGCGGACACCCACUAACUUACUCGGAUACAUCUGAAGAUCUCCUGAUUGUUUUUCUUUUUAGGGAUAUGAUGAGAAAGAUGGUCAAGCAGAUGAGGCCUGAUAGAGAACAGAGGGCUGUCAGUCGAGAUAUCUCUGAGUGAAAUCUUCCGUAACGCUUUCAGCUCAAUGUAUAAAUUAACGUUUUACGUCGAACGCUAUUAGACGUGAAAAUACGGAGUCAUAGAUGAUAGCCAGAGUUGUUUUUGCUUGGUUUAUAAUACGCAUAUCAAAGGAAACAAAACGAACUAUUACAGUAAAGUCAAACGAAUGAACUUUGAGGAACUUGUAAAGCACAUAUUUAUAAUCUCAGAACAUAGAUGUAUUUUAAAUUUUAUUUGCAUAUCUAUAC
Molecule: messenger RNA, 8408 nt
Organism: Pocillopora meandrina
Lineage: Eukaryota; Metazoa; Cnidaria; Anthozoa; Scleractinia; Pocilloporidae
Source: the annotation of a GenBank genome assembly